Messenger RNA from Piliocolobus tephrosceles (Ugandan red Colobus), 521 nucleotides. RefSeq lists its product as uncharacterized. Bases 61 to 519 code for a protein of 152 amino acids. Lineage: Eukaryota; Metazoa; Chordata; Mammalia; Primates; Cercopithecidae. The record is from RefSeq and is a predicted model, not a curated record. The transcript has a single exon.
UCCUGCACACCGCGCUCCCGCCCCGCGGCGUCCACCCCCGAGCCCCCUGGCCAGGUUACCAUGCUGGCGGGGCGGCCUGCUGCGCUCGAGGGGCUCUCCGUGCCUCCACUGCACCGCCCCCCGGAGGAGGGGUGCUGGGUGUCUGGGUGUCUACUCCUGCCUGUCUCUGCAGCAGAGCUUAGCAGAGUUCUCGGUCGGAGAAGCGCACCAGGCAGCGGCAAUAACUGCGGGCCCGGCGUACGGCAGCCAUCUUCGCGGGGCAGGGGGCCAGAUCGGGGCGCGCUGGGGUGGCGGCGGCGGCCGGGGACUCGGGGAGUGGAGGGACGCCCGUUGCCAGCCGAAGCAGGGGAUUAUGCGAACACCGGAGCGUCAGCCCUACUGGAGACCCCGGACGCCGCUGCGGUGCUGCCCCCUCAGCUGCGCAAACCUGCGCCGACGCGCCGAGCAUGCGCAGUGUCGGUGCUGCCCGUGUGCGCUGCCCGGCCACCCAGCCCCGCGGGCUGCCUCGUGGUAGGCUAGGG